CUCGUUGUUUUCCCUCCGUCGUGCACAUCUACAUUACGAUAUAGCAGAUUCACAAUCUGGGAUCUCUUAAAUCCGGCUCCUCCGCGGGCGAUCUGUCUAUACGCCCCCAAGCCAGCCCAGAAUGAACGGAGCCAAUGUCAAUGGCGGGUAACGGUCAGGGCAGAGUCUGACCUCGAGCGACGAGCCUCGGUAUGUUUCUGCUGGAACCGACCCCACACUUUUGAAUCCUAGGUACAGUUCACGUCACUUGUAUUUGAGGGUGAAUCCAGAUCCCCAGAUUCAGACUUCUGUUUUUGUCUUGUGAAUGCGAAUGUUGUUGACUGGACUUUGAGAAAACACCUGUUAUUCCAAGUUGGCAUCUCCUUCCCUCCAUACUUCUGGCAUCACAUUUGAUACAUCAGACUCAGAACCAGAACUUAUUGUUAUCAAGAUGGCUUCAGUACCAGCCCUCAAUACACCGCUCACAAAGCUCCUGGGAAUUAAAUACCCGGUGAUGCUUGCGGGGAUGGCGAGGACAUCAGGUGGACCUCUCGCCGCUGCUGUGUCCAAUGCAGGAGGUAUCGGUACGAUUGGAGGCUUGGGCUAUACACCCACCCAAUUGCAAGAGAUCAUCGACGAACUCAAAGCAAACCUCACCGAUCCUUCUUUGCCCUUUGGCGUCGACCUCGCCCUGCCCCAAGUAGGCGGAUCUGCGCGCAAGACCAACCAUGAUUACACACACGGACAACUUGACGAGCUGAUUGAAGUGACCAUCAAGAACGGAGCCAAGAUCUUUGUGUCGGCCGUCGGAGUACCUCCAGCACGGACGAUCAAGCGUCUUCACGAAGCCGGAAUCCUAGUGAUGAACAUGGUGGGCGCACCCAAGCAUGCAGAGAAGGCCUUGAAGGCGGGUGUGGAUAUUGUAUGCGCGCAAGGAACCGAAGGAGGUGGACACACAGGUGAUAUUGCCAAUUCGAUCCUGAUUCCCGCCGUGGUAGAUGUGGCCAAGAAAUACAAGUCGCCAUUGACCGGCGAGCCGGCAUUGGUGGUUGCCGCAGGAGGUAUCUACGAUGGACGAAGCCUGGCGUCGUCGCUGAUGCAAGGUGCCGUGGGUGUCUGGGUCGGCACGCGGUUUGUCACUGCUGAGGAAUCGGGCGCCUCGCGCAUGCACAAGGAAGCGGUCGUCAGCGCCGACUUCAACGACACCACACGCACAUUAGUAGUGAGUGGACGGCCGCUGCGCAUGAAGCUCAACGACUAUGUCCGCAAUUGGGAGGCUCAGCCCGCCAAGAUUAAGGAAUUGACAGACCGAGGGAUCGUGCCCAUGCAGUACGAUCUGGAGCAGGAGAAUGAGGUCGACAUGCCCUUCUUGAUGGGUCAGGUUGCUGCCAUCAUCCAGGACAUCAAGCCGGCAAAGGAGAUUCUGGAGGACAUGGUCCGUCAAGCUGUGCAACAAUUGAGACUCGGCGCUACCUACAUCGAAGGAGGCAAGAGUAAAUUGUGAUUUGGGUAUUCAUGACAAUCAACGGCAGUAGAAAGAGUAUCACUGUAGCUUGAUAUCAUGUGGAGUACAUCGUAUUGAUUGACAGAUUGGCAAAAGCUCUGUAGAAGCAAGUCAAGACGAGGUUCAGC
This is a messenger RNA of Exophiala mesophila, 1611 nucleotides long. RefSeq lists its product as uncharacterized. Gene Ontology annotation, molecular function: nitronate monooxygenase activity. The transcript is spliced from 2 exons. Lineage: Eukaryota; Fungi; Ascomycota; Eurotiomycetes; Chaetothyriales; Herpotrichiellaceae. The record is from RefSeq and is a predicted model, not a curated record. Bases 431 to 1483 code for a protein of 350 amino acids.